AUGGUUGCUGUCGCCGUUCAGCCUGCCUCGACAAACAUCGAAGCCACCUCGGACAAGAUCGACGCCGUCAAUGUCCUCAAGGCAAAUGCAAAGAAUGCUGCAAAGAGUCUCUACGACGAGUGCGAGUUUGACAAAGACAAGGACAAAACAACCUUCCGCCAAUUCAACGAUGCUUGUGACCGGGUCAAGAAUUUCUAUUCUCAGCAGCAUACCCUGCAGACGGUUGCUUUCAAUUUGAAGGCUCGUAACGACUUCCAUGCAAAGACCCGCGCACAUAUGUCUAUUUGGGAAGCAAUGGAGAAACUCAACACCUUCAUUGACGAAUGCGAUCCCGACACACAGGAGUCUCAGAUGACACACCUCCUCCAAUCUGCCGAAGCUAUUCGCAAAGAUGGCAAGCCCCGCUGGAUGCAGCUUGUCGGCUUGAUUCAUGAUCUUGGCAAGCUACUUUUCUUCUUUGAUGCUCAAGGCCAAUGGGAUGUUGUAGGAGACACAUUCCCCGUUGGCUGUGCAUUCGACGAUAAAAUUAUCUUCGGGAAUGAGUCUUUCAAGAAGAAUGAGGAUUUCCAGCAUCCAGUCUAUAGUACCAAGUUUGGCAUCUACUCUCCUGGCUGUGGACUGGAGAACGUCAUGCUGUCUUGGGGACACGAUGAAUACCUUUAUCACAUUGUCAAGGAUCAGUCGACAAUCCCAGAUGAAGGGCUCGCAAUGAUUCGGUACCACUCGUUCUAUCCCUGGCACCGCGAGGGUGCAUAUGAGGAGCUUAUGAACGAGCACGAUAAACUGAUGCUUGAGGCCGUGCGUGCUUUUAAUCCCUAUGAUCUGUACUCCAAGAGCGACGAAGUGCCAAACGUUGAAGAACUGAAGCCCUAUUACCUUGAACUCAUCGAUGAAUAUUUCCCAACCAAGCUUGUGAGAUGGUGA
Messenger RNA from Penicillium cataractarum, 924 nucleotides. Its product is annotated as inositol oxygenase. The record is from RefSeq and is a predicted model, not a curated record. Gene Ontology annotation, biological process: inositol catabolic process. Gene Ontology annotation, molecular function: inositol oxygenase activity; iron ion binding. Bases 1 to 924 code for a protein of 307 amino acids. NCBI's taxonomy places the organism in Eukaryota, Fungi, Ascomycota, Eurotiomycetes, Eurotiales, Aspergillaceae. Gene Ontology annotation, cellular component: cytoplasm. The transcript is spliced from 2 exons.